Trichoplusia ni (cabbage looper) is the source of this 3639-nucleotide messenger RNA. It is a transcript of the gene Ets, whose product is annotated as ETS homologous factor-like. The transcript is spliced from 2 exons. Gene Ontology annotation, cellular component: nucleus. NCBI's taxonomy places the organism in Eukaryota, Metazoa, Arthropoda, Insecta, Lepidoptera, Noctuidae. Gene Ontology annotation, biological process: cell differentiation; regulation of transcription by RNA polymerase II. Bases 84 to 1256 code for a protein of 390 amino acids. Gene Ontology annotation, molecular function: DNA-binding transcription factor activity, RNA polymerase II-specific; sequence-specific DNA binding. The record is from RefSeq and is a predicted model, not a curated record.
GCGUGGAUAGUCAUAAGGCGCGCUCGCCGCCUGCCGCCCAUUCCGCCGCGAGUCGCCGGCCACGCUGCACGUACGUCGCGACCAUGAUCGAUUACGCGCGCCCCUUGUACGACCAAAACAUGCCUUGCGAACUCUACUUCCCCUCGACGUCGCCCGCGCCCGCGCGCCUCGACGACUUCCAAGUCUUUAAGAAGGGUACCGCUUCCCACAUUUACGGGAACUACUACUCCACCCCGACUUACGACUCGUACGCAGAACCAGAGAUCGACAAUGCGAUGAACGUGUACCACAGCCUCGUCACCUGCCGCGAGUAUCCGCGGGACAACAGGGAUGACUGGAAGUACAAGGUUGUGGACGCCUGGACCGAGGACGACACCGUGUCCUGGAUGAUCGAUACUGUACAAUGCAUGGGAUACUGUGAAAAUGAAAUACCCUUCUACAACUUCAGAGUCAAAGGAUUCGAGAUGAGGAGCAUGAAGAGAGAAGAUGUGUUACACAGGAUGGUGCACCCCAACAUCGAUCAGAACAUCUCCAGGCGGAUAGCAGACAGUGUAUUUGAGAAGCUGCACAGCCGCCUCAACGAGGAAAUAUUGCGUCAGUCCUCUAUCAUAAGAUACGCCGAGUGUGACCCUUACCACAGCCACGAGUCUGUCAACACAGUGCUGGAUUUGGACUCUUUGGACCACAAGAAUAGAAGCUACGGCUCAGAUUACACUCCCAACGACAGCAUUCUCCUCCACCAGACAGACUCGAGCGACGACCAAGAAGAUGUAUUCCGCUCGUCAGAGACCGCGUCUCCGGAAUGCUCAUAUGGAAGUGACGGAAGCAAGUCCGGAGAUGAAGAAGACAAAAGGAAAAUAUUCAAAAGACCGCCGGGGAGACCGAAAGGUAGCGGUCGGAAGACACUCAAGCGCCCCAGAAGCGUUUCUGUUCCCGAGUUCUUGCGGAAUUUACUGUUGGACUCCAAAUACUGCCCAUCUAUCAUUAAGUGGGAGGAUCACUCUCAGGGAAAGUUCAGGUUUGUGAAGCCAGACGAGGUGGCGAAGCUGUGGGGCCACAUGAAGCAGAACGAGAACAUGACGUUCGAGAAGUUCAGCCGCGCCAUGAGGUACCACUACCGGCAAUCGGUGCUGGUGUCCGUGCCCACCGCGCGCCUCGUCUACCAGUUCGGCCACAAGGGACCCGACUUCAAAACCGACAACCCUAACUUCGUCAAAGUGAAAUCAGAAAACCUUAGCGAUAUCACGUAUUCUUAGUUUAAAUUAAGAAACAUUUAGGCUACAAAUUUGUUGAAAGUCGAUGCUCAGAGUAAGAUAAAGAGUGAUAUGUCAAUGGUUACGAUUAGUAGGAUGUUGUCCAUGGAGAUUGGUUUGAAGGAGAAUACGAAAUACAGUAAUAGCAUGUAAGUUAGGGAGCUGGUGGAACCGGAGUCGUUGAUGUUUGGUGCGAGAACAACAACGUGGCGAUAGCAGAUGAGAAUGUUAAUGUUAUAGAUGCGACGAUUUGUCGUGGUCAGACAUCAAAAGAUACUUCCACAAGCUCAUUGUUAAUUCCAAGGGCAUUUCUCAAUGAGAAGGAAUAGUUAUAAUAUGGUUGUUCGAAAUGAGAAGAGAUCACCUCCGUGGUCAAAAAAUGGUAAAUUUGUCAGCAUGACGUCACGUGACGAUCAGUGGCAUCAUGAAGCGUUACAUUGAGCUGUUGUCUUGCACUUUUGAUAUUAGAAAUUAUUAAAUUAAAGUAAUUACUUAAUGAUUUGAACAAUUGUUGUUCCUAGUUUUCUUAUGACACUAGUAUCUAUUAUAACUAUAAUCUUCUUUGUCUCGAUGUAUGUUCUAGAUUAACAAUACCAUCUCGAUGGUAAUAAAUUGUAUUCGACCAUAAUUUUGAAUGGAGGUGGUCUCACAGUUAGGUGUUUUUGAAAAGUUAUAUGAAUGUAAUUAGGUAAGCUAGGCUCAAUGUUCGGAUCGAGUUAGUUUCAAUGGUUGUACUCGUGGAUGUCGGAUCAAUUACUUGUUGGAUAUGAUUGCUUGGAAACAGAUCGGUUGGAUUGUCCCGUCAAUUAACUCGUACCGUUUGGUAUAUCCAUAUUAUUUUUUAAGUAACUUUAUUGGUAUUUUAUUCUCGAUGUACGUUUGUACUUUCGAACAAAAAUUUUGAUGGUUGUUUACUUAGGAAACAUUACGAAUUUUUGAUAAAGUAUUUUUAAUUGUUGUUACCGUAUGAUACGUGUGUGUAAUACGUGGUGUGUUAUGAUAAUGCGAACAUUCCAAUUAAUUUAUAAAUAAUAAUCUAAUUUGAUAAGUGUCCAGUUAAUUUUAAUAAUGUUAAGCAUAUUUCGAGUUGCCAUAUGUAUUAUAUACGUAAAAUGAUAAUGUACUUAAUUUCACGUUUCUUUCAAUUCAUGUCAUCUCGCGACCUCUAAUGUUUCAUCAUAAGUUUCAUCUCUAAAUGUAAUUAAAGUAAAUUUUAUACUGUUAUUUAAAAUUCCCGUCUCAGUGUUAGUUUAAAAUUUUAAAAUAUUAAGAUAAAAGGCGCAUUUGUGCAAUUAAAAAUAAAAUGACAAAAAAGAUCUGCAGGCCAAAGAUUAGUUUGACGGAAAGAGUUUUUUUUAAUAUAAGUAUGAAAUAAAUUACAAGAUUUUGACAAUUUAUUUUUAAUAUUUUCUAGUGUUUAAGUUUGCGAUUCUCAGGCACACGCUGUGAUGUAAGAUAAAAUUAAAACAUUGUUUCUCUGUAAAUAGUUCCUUCAGACAUCACUAACAACUCUUCAAUUAACUAAUAUUGUUAUGUAGAUAGCCAUAUAUUUUAAUAAUGAACAGAUGAUAAUCUGUAACCAACGACAUCUAUGGACUAAAAGUUGCUUUAUUCAAAUGUUACAUCGAAAAUUAAACUCUAUUGCAAAUGGUUAAGACAUAGAUCUCGUUGAUUUAAAUAUACUUUCUUUAUUUCACAGAAACUAAUAUAUUUAUUGAGAGUACAGAUAUUAAUAUUAACAGUAAGGUUGAUUUUAUAUUUUAUUUAUUUGUUAUAAUAAUGACAGUACAAAACCUGUGUCUUAAAGAACAACGAUAUAACUCUACCGUAGAAAUAUACGAUUAUUUUGAAUUUCUUGAUAAAACUAAGUUAUGGCUAUUCUAUUGAUGUAGAAUUUAAAAUUUUUUUGCUGCAGUAACGUGGAUUAGCUUUGGGUAAUAAUUUCCCUUACAAUUCGUUAAAACCAUUUCUAAAUUCGCUUUUAUAUAGAUCCUAUGUACUUACGAUAAUACUUUGUCAUUAUUCGCUGUCAUUUGUUUGACAAUGCAUGACUCUACAAAAGUAGAGUUCUAAUAUAAAGCAUUUAUCGUUAUGUGUUUUAGACAAAUAUAUAAAAUCUAGCAUAAUAUUUUAGUCUCAAAGUUAGUCCAUUCUGAAUAUUGUGAGCUACGAAGGUGCAUAAUUCCAGUUAUUAAGUAUUUAUAGGCGUUAAACGUUUUGUUUCGUAUUACGUUCUUAUAUUUUAAGAUAUAUUUUUUCUUUAAUUCUAAGGAACUCUGUUGAUGUAAGAUUAUCGCGCAAUUGAUGAAAAGACAGAUUUUUAUGUAUUAUUUCUUAAUAAUGUGAAGAUAAGAAGAGAAAUAUACGAUUUAUGAAUGUGAAUUAA